Molecule: messenger RNA, 420 nt
Organism: Magnolia sinica
Lineage: Eukaryota; Viridiplantae; Streptophyta; Magnoliopsida; Magnoliales; Magnoliaceae
Exons: 2
Coding region: 1-420 (139 amino acids)
Source: RefSeq, a predicted model, not a curated record
AUGGCCGACAACAAUACCCCACCGUCGCAACCUCCGAAUGAUCCAUCCCCUACAAAUUUCGCUGGUAACCUCUUCUCACCAUUUGAUUUCUCCUUCAAUCGGCGCCUCCAUUGGGUGGUGGACAGUGGUGCGAGCCACCACAUCUGCCACCAACGCGAUGCUUCUGCCGAUUUGAAGCCCCUUGCCCCCCUCACCACAUUUGGCUUCCAACAGGACAAGAUAUCUCAGCGGAAGGGAUGGGUUCUUGUAUUCGGAUGUCUUUGUUAUGCACAAACUCUCAAUGCUUACCGCGACAAAUUUUCUCCCCGUGCCACUAAAUGUGUCUUUCUUGACUACCCAAGCACACAUAAAGCCUACAAGCUCUACAACCUCAAUACUCAAUUCGUCUUCUACUCUCGAGAUGUCGCCUUCCACGAAUAA